Messenger RNA from Rhagoletis zephyria (snowberry fruit fly), 2969 nucleotides. RefSeq lists its product as uncharacterized. Gene Ontology annotation, molecular function: nucleic acid binding. The record is from RefSeq and is a predicted model, not a curated record. NCBI's taxonomy places the organism in Eukaryota, Metazoa, Arthropoda, Insecta, Diptera, Tephritidae.
CGACGUGCAACGUAAUUGGUUGCCGAGAACUGGAAGCCAUUGUCGGUAAGGAGAUAAAAAUAAAAGAAACAGAAGUGCUUUUACGAGGUUUCGGGGGAAAUAUAGUACAACCAAUUGGGUCAGCUAUACUGAAAUGCAGAACAGAGAAUGACAUAAGGAAAAUAAAGUUUCAAGUGGUAAAAAAUCCGCAAAUUCCACUUUUGUCUGCAAACACGUGUCAAGGCUUAAAAAUCAUUCAGAUUAAAGAAACGAACGCAAUUGAAACAAUGUCGUCGAGUGAAUGUAUUCUGAAUCAGUUUGCUGACGUUUUUGAAGGCGAUGGUCUCAUCGAGGGAGAAGUACAUUUAGAGGUGGAUCCAAGCGCCAAACCGAUACAGCAGCAACCACGCAGAAUUCCAAUCGCCGUACGUAAUGAAUUGCACGACUUGCUACGAGAUCUUCAAAAACGGAAAAUAAUUGAAAAAGUCGACAAGCACACACCGUGGACAAGCAACUGUCUUAUCGUCAGAAGAAACGGCAAAACCAGGUGAUGUAUAGACCCGUUCGAAUUAAAUAAAGCUCGCCUUUUCAGAUACCAACCAUCGAAGAAAUAUUGCCCGAACUCAAGGAUGCGAAAAUAUUCACCACUUUAGACGAAAGAAAUGGAUUUUGGCAGCUAAAGCUAGACGAGCCGUCCAGUCAUCUAACGACGUUCUGGACACCAUUCGGUCGAUAUCGAUGGUUAAGACUGCCGUUUGGGAUUACGCCAGCUCCAGAAAUUUAACAAAACUGGCAAGUCGAAAUCUUGUAGGGAGUCCCAGGAGAAUAGUGUUAGCUGAUGACAUUUUGAUAUUUGGCAGAGGAAAAACGCUCAACGAAGCAAUAAAAGACCAUAAUGAGAAACUACGCAAUACAUUGCAAACAUUACAAAAAGCAGGGAUGAAGCUAAAUCGCAAGAAAGCAAGAGUGGGGCUAAGACAAGUCAGCUACUAUGGGCUACUUUCGGAGGUGUGCGAGCCGCUGAGAAGGCUCACAAAAAAGAACGUUGAAUUCCAGUGGGGACGCGAGCAACAGCAUGCAUUCGAGAGACUUAAACAGCUCACCACAGCAACGCCAGUGCUUCAAUUCUAUGACGUCGAUGAAAACGUCCAGAUCGAGUGCGAUGCUAGUAGUUUCGGUCUCGGAGCAGUCCAGUGAUGUAUGCGUCGAGAAUACUCUCAGCGACAGAACAAAAAUAUGCACAAAUUGAGAAAGAGUGCUUAGCAAUCGUAUUCGCAUGCACUCGUUUUGAUCAGUACGUGUGUGGCAAGGCAGGCUUCGAAGUCGAAACGGAUCAUCAACCUCUUGUCAACAUUUUCAACAAGCCGGUUGCGCAAGCGACAAAAAGAGUGCAACGCAUGAUGCUACGCCUACAGCGAUACGAUAUCAUACUGACGUACAAAAAAGGUAAAGAAAUAUUCAUUGCGGAUCUAUUAUCGCGUAAAUGCCGCACGCACCAGCAAGUGGCCGACACACAAAAUGAGCAAGUAUACGCGAUACAACAGACAAAACAAUUCGAUGAAAUGUGCAUGCAAAUUUAAAAUAUCAAUCUCUUAAGUGAAGUAUCACUGAAUGAUGAUCAGCUAACGAGUAUUCGCUCAGAGAGUGAGCAGGAUCCGGAAAUUCGCCAGCUAAUGGAAACUUGCCAGAAAGGCUGGCCAAAUGAAAAGUCAGCAGUAAUAACGAUAAUUCAGCGUUACUGGAAUAUACGCGAUGAGAUCACAAUCUGUGAUGGAAUAUUACUACGCGGUGAUAGAACCAUCAUACCGAGAAACUUAAGAGCACAAACUAUUGAGGCCCUACAUUAUGGACAUACGGGAAUCGAAUCCUGCUUACGUCGAGCUCGAGAAACAGUUUAUUGGCCAAAUAUAACUGACCACAUCAAAAAUGUCAUUCAAAAUUGUCAAACGUGUUGGGAAACGUCGACAAGUCAAGCCAAGCUGCCACUGCAGUCGUCACCGUUCCGGAGUUGCCAUUUCAAGGUGUUAAUAUGGACCUGUGCGAAGUUCCACGACAGACAGGUAACACCAAAGAAAUUUUGCUAAUUGUUUCCGACUCAUUCUCAGACUGGUUCGAAGUGGAAGAGCUUCGAAGUAUGACAGCCUCAACCAUAGUGUCAGCUUGCAAACGGAUAUUUAGUAGGAAGAGAAUACCAUCGGUAGUCGUAGCGGAUUCGGGUACGUAAUUCAACAGUAGAGAGUUUCUAAAGUUCGCAUAAAAUUGGGGUAUGAAAGUAACUUUGACGCCACCACAUCACCAUCAAGGAAAUGGGAAAGCAGAGUCGGCAGUCAAAAUCGUCAAACGUAUCUUUCGGCGAGCAGAUAAAAGUGGACAAGAUCGUUGGCUAGCGCUGUUAGAAUGGCGUAACACACCCAACCACAUGCAGACAAGCCCGGCCCAACGGCUAUAUUCACGUCGGUUACGAACGCAAUUGCCAAUGAAACAAUCGCGGUUGCGACCAGAAGUUCAGCACAAUGUACCAAAUAAAAUCAUAGAAGCGCGUAAGAAAGCAAAAUUUCAUCAUGACAAGCGAGCAAAACAACUGCCAGAGCUGGAAAUAGGCCAGGACGUAUACGUGCAGCUGAAGCCACACCAUGAUAGCAGUUGGAAACCGGCAGUUGUAAGCGACAAAUAGUCUACGCGCAGAUAUCAAGUCGAAUGUGAAGGAAAGGUAUACGUAAGGGAUCGACAAAACGUCCGAGCGUGCCCACCGAAAAUUACAUCUUCUGUGAAGACACCGUUAACGAUGAAAUCCAGUUUGCUCCGAACAACUAACGACUAGGUCUAUCGAACUACAACCAACAUCUGCGUGAGCACCUGAGCCUAGGUCACCGAAGCGAGGCGAGUCAGCGACACAAAUAAAGUCUCCGAUAACAUCCUCGCAAGUAGCAGCUCAAACAAAGUCUCCGUCAACAUCCUCGCAAGGAGCACAAUCUUCGUUAACAUCUUCG